AUGGACUCUGAUGCAACUGAAAGAUUUGUACCUGAAUAUCGUCGUACUAACUUCAAGAAUAAAUCUCGUUUUCAAAGUGAUGAAUUAAGAAGAAGAAGAGAAAAUCAUCAAGUUGAUUUAAGAAAACAAAAAAGAGAAGAAGUAUUAGCUAAAAGAAGAAAUUUUCAACAUGAAAAUAAUGAUUCAGAAGAUGAAGAAGAAUUUAAUUCAAAUAUAAAUAAUGAUGAAAGUCAAUUUUAUAAUAAAUUAAGACAAGAUUUACCAAAAAUGAUUGAAAUGAUUCAAGCUCAAGAUUUUGAUUCUCAAUUAGCUGCUACAGUUAAAUUUCGUCAAAUUUUAUCAAGAGAACAUAAUCCUCCAAUUGAUUUAGUUAUACAAUCUGGAGUUAUUCCUACAUUAGUUGAAUUUAUGAAAGAUGAUCAUCCUGAUAUGUUACAAUUAGAAGCUGCUUGGGCUUUAACAAAUAUUGCUUCAGGAAAUUCAGCUCAAACAAGAAUUGUAGUUGAUGCUAACGCUGUUCCUUUAUUUGUUAAUUUAUUAUAUUCUCAAAGUUUAGAAGUUAAAGAACAAGCUAUAUGGGCUUUAGGUAAUGUAGCUGGUGAUUCUGCUGAUAAUAGAGAUUAUGUUUUAAAUUGUGGAGCUAUGGAACCAGUUUUAAAUUUAUUUAAUUGUACUAAAAUGUCAUUAAUAAGAACUGCUACUUGGACUUUAUCAAAUUUAUGUAGAGGUAAAGCACCUCAACCAGAUUGGAAUAUAGUUUCACAAGCUAUUCCAACUUUAUCUAAAUUAAUUUAUUCAGUUGAUUCAGAAACUUUAGUUGAUGCUUGUUGGGCUGUUUCAUAUUUAUCUGAUGGUACUUCAGAAGCUAUUCAAGCAGUUGUUGAUGCAAGAAUUCCUCAUCGUCUUGUUGAAUUAUUAAAUCAUGAAUCAACAUUAGUUCAAACACCAUCAUUAAGAGCUAUUGGUAAUAUAGUUACUGGAUCAGAUUUACAAACUCAAAUAGUCAUAAAUGCAGGAGUUUUAACUGCUUUAGCUCCAUUAUUAAAUUCUCCAAAAGAUACUAUUAGAAAAGAAGCAUGUUGGACAAUUUCAAAUAUAACUGCAGGUACAUCUGAUCAAAUCCAAGCUGUAAUAGAUGCCAAUUUAAUUCCUCAGGUGAUAAGAUUAUUAAUUCAUGGUGAUUAUAAAACUAAGAAAGAAGCAUGUUGGGCUAUUUCAAAUGCUUCAUCAGGUGGUUUAAGUAGACCAGAACAAAUAAGAUAUUUAGUAAGUCAAGGAUGUAUUAAACCAUUAUGUGAUUUAUUAUCAGUUGCAGAUUCUAAAAUUAUUGAAGUAACAUUAGAUUCAUUAGAAAAUAUAUUAAAAAUGGGAGAAAUGGAUAAAGAAGCAAAUAAUACAUCAGUAAAUGAAAAUGCACUUUAUAUUGAAGAAGCUGGUGGAAUGGAAAAAAUUUUUGAAUGUCAAAAUAAUGAAAAUGAAAAAAUAUAUCAAAAAGCUUAUAAUAUAAUUGAAAAAUAUUUUAGUGAUGAAGAUGAUCAACAAAUUGAUGAUGAAAAUAUUGUACCUGAAACUUAUGGAAAUUCAUUUGGAUUUGGUAUGAAUGAUGAUGGUUCACAACAACAACAAAAUUUUCAAUUUUAA
Messenger RNA from Lodderomyces pseudojiufengensis, 1641 nucleotides. Its product is annotated as karyopherin alpha. Gene Ontology annotation, cellular component: nucleoplasm; nucleus; cytoplasm. NCBI's taxonomy places the organism in Eukaryota, Fungi, Ascomycota, Pichiomycetes, Serinales, Debaryomycetaceae. Gene Ontology annotation, biological process: NLS-bearing protein import into nucleus. The record is from RefSeq and is a predicted model, not a curated record. The transcript has a single exon. Bases 1 to 1641 code for a protein of 546 amino acids. Gene Ontology annotation, molecular function: nuclear import signal receptor activity; protein binding.